Prorocentrum cordatum is the source of this 1937-nucleotide messenger RNA. The record is from the annotation of a GenBank genome assembly. Lineage: Eukaryota; Dinophyceae; Prorocentrales; Prorocentraceae.
GCGCCGCCCGCGCGGACCAAGGAGCCGAAGGCUCCCCAGGCCGAGCAGCGGUCUGCGACGACGCAGCCCGCGGAGACCCCGCGGCCCAGAGCGGCGAGCGAAAGGCCACUGAGGUCGAGGAGGCACCCACGCAGCCGCAGGCCAUGAGCAGCCUGACGGACGGAUUCGACUUGCCCACGCAGGAGGAGCCGGAACCCGACGGUGCAGCCCCGCAGGCUAGCAGCCCAUUGUCGGCGGCAUUCAAUGCCGUGCGCACGCAGGAUGAGCCCGAACCUGGCGCAGAAGCCCCCAAGGCGAACAGCUUGACGUCUGCAUUCGCGGCCUUGCAGAACGACCUCAAGGCCACCAGCGAAGCCCCGAAGGCGAACAGCUUGACGUCUGCGUUCGCGGCCUUGCCGGACGACCUCAAGGCCACCAGCGAAGCCCCGAAGGUGGCCGAGACGAGCGACACCGCGCCGCCGGCGGCCUCGCAGGCAGAAGUGCCAGGUCUCGACCAGAUGUCACCCUUCCAGAGCGCCCCGACGCAGAGCCGCAGUGCCGGCAACUUCGACGUGGAGUACGAUGAGACUUCGGGGGGCCGGCGGGUGGCCACCUGCGCAGGUCAAGGAUCAGGUGCCUACUCGACAGAGCAGGACCAUAAUUUAGUGCACAGCGUUGCCGAAACCACCCUGUCGAAGGACAACCAGCUCUCGCAGGAGGUAUCCUCGGCGACGACCUUCGGCACCAUGUGCCCUGGGGCGCUGUCCGAGUGGGCCCCGUAUGCCGCCUUCUACCGCCUACAGCAGGCGAAGGCGGCCGUCUAUAACUUGCCCAGCGGGCCCGCCUACCGCAGCCUGUCUUACGACGUGGUCUACGACGCUUACAUCGGGCGGGGCCAGCGUGGGGGGGCCAUGGAGGGCGCCCUGAAGGACCGCGACGCACGCGCGAUCAUCUCGGGCGACAAGGGCCGCGACAAGGCGCGGGCGCGCGACGGCGAUGGCGCGAUGAGGUUCCUACGCCAGUUCGCGCGGACGGACCCGGACUGGAAGCUCAGCUGGGCGAUCGUGCCCCGAUGGGGCCGCGGCAGCGACUUGUCGCCCAAGGAGAUCGACGAGAUGAAGAGCCCGGCGGCCCAGGAUGAGGAGUUUGCCGCGCGGCAACAUGACUUCGGGCACCGCCAGCAGGAGAUGGAGCCCAGGGCGCAGGGGGGGCGCGUCGCGUCGGCGCUCCAGAGUGCCUACUCGGCGCAGAGCGGUGAGAUCACGGCCAGGACCCCCCAGGACCACAAGGGCGCCACCGCGAACGCCAACCAGGUGCUGCAGGGCCACGCGACGCGCUGGCAGAUCCCAGUGCGCCGCGAGGAGAGGGUCCAGACCCUCAUGAACGCGGUUCUCGGCGCCGGGCAGACGCACCGCUCGAACGGCACCCUGCAGCGGCUGCUGGCAUCAAGGGGUGCCGAGGACGAUUUUCACCCAACUUGCGAGAUCGCCCAGUACGGCGGGAUCCGGGCUCGGGGUUUACCUGACCAGCUCGGUGGCACGCACGCUGCCGCGCGUGCCAGCACUGGCGGGAGCGUGCACCCCAGGAUACGAAGGAGAGGGGAAGCGGACCUCGUCGACUUCACCCUGGAGGCGGGCCAGCUCGACGGCGAGAUGGUGAAGGUCGGCCUCAAGGGGGUGUCCAUCAGGCUCGGCGGGCGCCUCAUCGUCCAGGACGCUUCGUGGACUGUCGAGACUGGUGAGAAGGUGGCUCUGGUCGGCCCCAACGGAUGCGGCAAGACGACGCAAUUGCGCAUCCUCACGGGCGAGUACGUGGCAGACGCUGGCGAGGUCAUCAUGAGCGAUAAAAAGAUCAAGAUGGCUGUGCUGGAUCAGAGUUUUGUGGACGAGCUGGACUUUGAGAAUACGCUGGAGGACGGGAGAGUAGAGGGUGCCGAAGCAGAGGGAUAUCCUCUAUGA